UUAUACUUCCGGUAAACUCACAAAAUGAGUACGGUUGCAAAUCAGUCAGAUCCCAGACGGCCUAAUAAAAUUGUGAGGUAUAAACCACCUCAAGCCGGCACCCCGUCAGAUGACCCAACACCAGACUAUAUGAAUCUCUUAGGCAUGAUUUUUAGCAUGUGUGGACUUAUGAUGAAGUUAAAGUGGUGUGCUUGGGCCGCAGUAUAUUGCUCUUUUAUAAGUUUUGCCAAUGCCAGGACCUCAGAAGACACCAAACAGAUGCUAAGUAGCUUUAUGUUGUCAAUAUCAGCAGUUGUGAUGUCCUAUCUACAAAAUCCUCAGCCUAUGACCCCACCCUGGUAGAAGGGAGAGGACCACUAUGUAAACGGGGGGAUAAUUUCAUAGGAAGCUGACAAUGCUGUCAAUGUGUUGAAAAUGAUCAGGCAUUGGCAACUUGUAAAAAUGAAAUCAUUUUUACUUGAUUAAUGACAUUUUCAGUAGAACUGAAAGAGUUUUACAUUCAUUAAUUCAAGUAGACAUUGUGUAAGAUGGCUUAGUAGAAGAGAAUGUGAGUGUAUGAAAGGAGGAUUGCACACCUUGUUUGUAAUUUUUAUGAUUGCAUUUUAAAUUGAAUUGUUUUUUAACAUAGUCUUGUGCAAUAAAUUGAAUGUUUUCAUGCAAAA
Molecule: messenger RNA, 662 nt
Organism: Saccostrea echinata
Lineage: Eukaryota; Metazoa; Mollusca; Bivalvia; Ostreida; Ostreidae
Product: PAT complex subunit Asterix-like
Exons: 4
Coding region: 25-342 (105 amino acids)
Biological process (GO): protein insertion into ER membrane
Cellular component (GO): endoplasmic reticulum membrane
Molecular function (GO): protein folding chaperone
Source: RefSeq, a predicted model, not a curated record